Molecule: messenger RNA, 1534 nt
Organism: Teleopsis dalmanni
Lineage: Eukaryota; Metazoa; Arthropoda; Insecta; Diptera; Diopsidae
Exons: 1
Coding region: 1-1506 (501 amino acids)
Source: RefSeq, a predicted model, not a curated record
AUGGACAAAUUAAACAAUUCAAAUGAGCUUGAUGUCACUCUAACGGCAUCAUCUUCAAAUAAUUCCUCUCCGGAAUUAUCUGUAGCUGAGUGUGUGCCGGCCAUUGGGCUGGAAGCCUCCACCCAUUUCGACAGCGCUACUGUGUGCGUCAAAAUGGAUCCGGAUGGGCCACCGUCUACUUCUCCGCUUGCGGAAACGGUGUACGCACCAGCAGUUACUUCGUCGCGAUCUCAGGUAAGGCGGCAGGAAAUUAUUGAGGUCUUGUCCUCAAAUUCCGAAACCGUUGAAUCUGAUGAUUCCGACACCGGCAGUGUGGUAUCACAAAAAUCCGGUCUAACUGUCGUUGGAUCCAAAGUUGGCAACCUCACUUUGGAAUCUCCAAAAUUUACUCACCUUAAAAGAAGUGAGAGAAGAAGGUUUAAGGCGGCAAUGUCUUCAGGCCAUAGCAGGGCAGAGGCUCUUAAAAUUGCUAUGCAACAUCCACCUGCAAAUAAGCGGGUCAGAUCAGAGGAGCAAUCCCCCGGUUUGUUUCCCGCCAAAAAACAUAAGGUGGCUCACGUGGGGCUCACCAAGCCAUCGUACAGCCUAGCUGUUAAAGGCGUACGCUUAGGCUUCACGUCGGCCGAUCCGGCUGGCACUUCGCUCUCUACAGAGCAAAUCACGCUUCUCCAAGAAGCCAUUAUUGAUGUUGCUAUUGAGCAACACAACGACGAAAUACAGCCGGAGUUCGAAGGGUGUUUACCUAGAACGGGGUGGCUGCUUAUCGUCUGCAGUGAUGCAAAAACUGCGGAGUGGGUCAAGAAAUUUUCAGGCCACAUAGGGGCCAAAAGCGGACUCGCUUUAAACGUGGUAGAGGAAAAAGAUUUCCCACGAACUCAUGUAGUUCGUGGCUAUUUUCCUCAGAGUUUGACACUGUCAAACGAAAAAGUUCUGGCUACCAUUGGUACCCAGAACAAAUUCUCCACCACGCGGUGGAAGGUGAUACGCAGGCUGACGCAGGAUCAGAUGCUUCACCUAGUCUUCGUCAUUGAUGACGAAUCUAUGAAGAAGUUAUCCGAACUUAAAGGUAGGAUUGCAUACCGGUUCGGACACUUGAGAUUGAUGCUAAAGGGAACCACCCCCGCUCAUUCUCACCUCAUAGAUAAUACUCCAAAGGUGGUUCAGGAUGAUAAUAUAAUCCAAUCAUCCUCGGCUCCGGCAGCAUCCAUUACGGAUGAUUGCCCAACAGUGACUGUUCCUGAGGAAGAGGAACUAGACACACGUCCCUCCACAAGCAAGGCUGUGUGCUCUGCCAGUGGGCGUGCUGUUCAGAUUCCCACCUCGGUAACAAAGUCCACAAUGCCCUCCACGGGCACGGCAACUGUAGCAGGUAAACCACGGACCGCUACCAAUAAAACACCCUUAAUCGGUAAAAUUUUACCGAAGCAAUCAAAGGGUGAUAGAAAUAAAGGUUCUCGACGAGACAAGCGUGAAAGUCUCGUCCGUAAGUCUCUUAACGAGACAUAAUGAGCGCUCUUGAAGUGCUCCAGGCAAA